AUGUCAGCUGUUACGGCCGUCGGUACGGUUGUCCCCGUCGAGUUACGGUACGGUGCCCUUGUGUGGCAAUCUCCUUUAAGUCCUGAUAUGGCCGUACCCUUUGGGGCGUUACACGCGGGUCUGCGGCCAGGCGCGCUGGGCGCUGACGGGCGUGGCCAGAGGCGGACGCUGGCUGGGGUCGUGCGGGCAUGGCGCGAGGCCCUCACGCGAAAGCUCAUGCACUGGGACUCAGCACAACGCUACCGGGCGUCAUGCGGGCUGCUUAGGCCGGUCGGGGGCUGUUGCCGCGCUGAUGGGCACAGACGCGCGCGGCCAGGUGCGGUGAUGAAGAUCGCGUGUCUUGACUUGGUCGAUAAGCCGCUCGCGCGCCUCGAAUCGCCGAUAGGUGCUAGUACGCGCGCCGACGCCUUCGUACUUCGCGAUAGAUGGUGGGAAAUAUUGGCGGUACUGCGCGAAAACUCUCCCGCCGCGGCUUCUUCUGCGAAUAUAGAACCAUCGGAGACAAAGUUUUGGCAGAUCGAACUCUACCAGCAUCCCAUCAAUUCUGUUCAAGUGUUUGCGAACUGCCUUAGUACCCAUUGUUAUCAUUAUCCUGAGGAGUCAAACCCUAGGCAUUGGACAAUGAAUUCUCAAGAUGAAAAUAUCUUGGCCGUGUCUCAAAUGGAAAAUGCUACAGAGACAAAUGAAGCAUUGACUAAAACGAGUGAGAUGAAAAAUAUAUAUGGUACGCCACAGGGUCCCGGAGGAAUGGUUAAUCCAUUUGCAUAUUUUACUCCAGGAUUCCAAGCGAACUUUGCAUACAAUCCAACAGAUGCAUCGACAUCUCCUCCUGUCAACCAAAAAAAUGAAGUCAGCUUAUCAUACCAACAAUUGCUAAAUGCUCCCAUGUAUCCUUUCCAGCCGACACAUGUCUACCCUGCACAAACAACUCAUGCGCACAAAAAGGCUAAGAUAAAAGACAACGACUUCAUGAGCUCUCAAACUCUUGAAAAUGACAAAUUCAAUAAGACUUGGAGCAAAGAUAAAGAUGUUGCAUUGACGAAGGCUUGGCUUUAUAUUUCAGUUGAUGCAGAUGUUGGCAAUAACCAAAAAACUGCUGUAUUAUGGAAACGUGUUUUUCCUGUUUGGAAAGAAAAUAUGGGAGCUAAGUGUAAAGAUAACCGAAUGCCGAUGAGCUUGCAACAACGUUGGAAAAAAAUAAACCAAGCUGUUACCAAGUUCAACUCAUUCUACGAGAAGUUGGAUAGACUUCCAAAAAGUGGCACUAACUUGGAUGAUAUGAAACGAGAAGCUAUUCGUAUGUAUAAAGAGUGCACUGGCAAAAAAGAAUUUCAGUUUGAACAUUGUUGGGAGACAUUGAGAACAAAUCCAAAGUGGUGCAUGAAAAAUAUGACAAAAAAAAAUGAGUUCAGUGAAGGUGAUCAUCCUACAGACAAAGACACAUCAUCAGUACACAUUAUCCCAGAUGAUAGUCAAGAUGUGGACUGUGUUGGUGAGAUUAACAAGACUAAUGGCAUUGUGCGUCCCCACGGAAGAAAAGCAUCUAAGGAGGGUAAAAGGAAAACCAAUGAAGAUAUAGCUGUGAUAGAUGCUAUAAAAGGUUUGCGGUCUACUUUUGAGAAAGAGAUUGAGUUUAAAAAGGAGAGUAGCAAAAAGGAAUUUGAAUUCAAGCAGCACAUAGCAAAUCAAGAGAUUGAAGUUAAGGUUGCUGCUGAAAAAAGAAAACUAAAAGACCAAGAACUCCGCGAAGAAGCUCAAAAGAAAGAAGACCGACGAAAAGAAAAAGAAUUGCACGAAAAAGAGAAACUUGAGAAGAAAGCUCAAAAGAGAGAAGAACAACAUCGUAUUUUGAGCAUAGAUGUUUCCAAACUUCCACAAGCUGUGCAAAAAAGGAUUGAAGAAUGUCAAAUGCGGAUACUAAAUGAAUGGGAAACUGAGGGUCUUUUUGGAGAAAAUGUUGAAAACAAACAAUUGGAAGAAUCUUUGGUGGAAGAAUCACGCAAUACUCGAGAGAUAGAUUCAGACAAAGAGUGA
Molecule: messenger RNA, 2034 nt
Organism: Striga asiatica
Lineage: Eukaryota; Viridiplantae; Streptophyta; Magnoliopsida; Lamiales; Orobanchaceae
Source: the annotation of a GenBank genome assembly